Misgurnus anguillicaudatus (oriental weatherfish) is the source of this 4766-nucleotide messenger RNA. RefSeq names its product drebrin 1 (gene dbn1). Gene Ontology annotation, biological process: regulation of actin filament polymerization; positive regulation of dendritic spine morphogenesis; neuron projection morphogenesis. Gene Ontology annotation, molecular function: actin filament binding. Gene Ontology annotation, cellular component: dendrite; site of polarized growth; actin filament. NCBI's taxonomy places the organism in Eukaryota, Metazoa, Chordata, Actinopteri, Cypriniformes, Cobitidae. The record is from RefSeq and is a predicted model, not a curated record.
CUCUUCUCUCGUCCUCGCGCUCCGCAGUGACUAUCACGCGCGCUCCCAUCAUCACCGCUACACUGGUGUGGAUGAGCGCAACAUGGCUGUGAAUCUCAGUAAGAACAGACUGGCCCUCUUAACAGCUUAUCAGGACGUGAUCGACGAAGCUACAGCAACCGACUGGGCAUUAUACACAUAUGAAGAUGACAGUAAUGAUCUAAUCCUGUCUGCUUCAGGAGAUGGCGGCCUGGCCGAGAUCGCCGUCAACUUCGACAAUACCCGGAUCAUGUACGGUUUCUGCAGCCUGAAGGAUCCCACAGCGUCCCUGCCACGCUACAUCCUCAUCAACUGGGUUGGUGAAGAUGUGCCAGACGCCAGGAAGUGCGCCUGCGCCAGCCACGUCGCCAACAUAGCCGAGUUUUUCCAGGUGGGUCUCGCAAAGGGUGUUGACAUCAUCAUCAAUGCCAGCUGUAUGGACGACAUCGACCCCUCAGCCAUCGGACAGAGGCUGACCAAUGGGACGGUUCCGGUAGCCAGCCCCGUCCUCAGCCGCCUGCGAAUGAAAGACGAGGAGAACGGCGAGCACGUGGGCACCACCUACACGAAGACAAAUGCGGAGAUCGAGAUGAAGAAAAUCAAUCGAGAGGAGUUCUGGGAACAAGCCAAGCGGGAAGAGGAGAUUAGAAAGGAGGAGGAGAGGAAGAAGGCUGCUGAGGAGCGACAGCGUUUUGAAGCAGAAAGGAUGGAGCUGGAGAGGAAAGAGCAGGAGGAACGUGAGAAGAGAUAUCGUGAGAGAGAGAAGCAGAUCGAGGAACACAGGAAGAAGAUGCUGGAGGAAGAGGAGGCCAAAGAGAAGGCCAGAAAUCAACCUCUGAUUGUAAGAACAGAACCCAGCAAUGAAGAUUCUGGCGACAAGAAGGAAUCAGAGGUUGAGGAGGCAGCGGCCAUCAUUGCCCAAAGGCCUGAUAACCCGCGUGAGUACUUUAAACAGAGAGAGAGAGCCCUGGCCAACAGUGUGGACGUCUCACCGGUCACCACCCACAGGACCGGCCGCUUGGACAGUCCAUUCUUGAGGCAACAGCACAGUCCGUCUGACUGCAGCCCUCCCCCCUCUCGUACUCCGCCCAGUACGCGGCGGCGACCAGGUUCACCUGGAAUUCUGGCACGCAGCAUGACCACUGGAUGCACUCCAAUUCCCAAAAUCGCCAUUCAGGAGGAAAAGGAUGACUUCUUUCGAAAGGAGUUCGAUUUUGAGUCUCCAAAGCAAACCCCAAUGCAGGAGUCAGACUUUGUCAGCACCGCCGAAAGCACCUCACCCCGGGUCAACACAGACGACAGCUUGCUAGACAUGUGGGACAGCGGUCCAGCACCUGCCACUGCUCCUUCCCAGGCCGCUCACAUCAUGGACCUGAUGGACGACGUCCCAGAACCUCAUUUCGCCGGCUCCUCCCCCAGCCUCCCACAGCCACUUAUGAGCUUCGACGAGGUACCUGACGUCUCCUUCUGCAUCACCACAGAAGACGAUCCCUCCAGUCUGGUGGACGUGGCCGGAUCGGACCAGAUGACCCUGAGUUACCAACAGGCCCUUCAGCAUGCAUCUGCCACCGACAGCCAGGACAUGGAUGACGGACAGCUGCUGUUGACUAAUGGAGACUCACUGCUUAAAGAAGGGACCCAGGCCAGUGAAGGCUAUUUCAGCCAAUCACAAGAGGAGGAUUUCGCCCAGUCAGAUGACUGCACUGCAAAAGUGAACCCUACACCAGUUUUUUACAACAAACCACCAGAAAUCGAUAUCACAUGCUGGGAUACGGACCCCGUGAUGGAAGAAGACGAUUAGGAGCGACAGCAGCGACACGUGAAGAAAUCUGAUUGGACAAACAAUACAAGUCUUGCAUCAAAAUGUUUAGCAAAAAAAAGAAACGUUAGCCACCGAAGAAAAGGCCUCGGGUUAUUGUUAAAGAUGCCAGUGGGUAUGUGAGCGUGAAUGUGUUGUUUAUUUAUUUCAUUUCUCUUUCGUUGCUAUGCAGAGUAUAGCACAGUGUGUAUCUAGCGCUCACCUGUGAUCUAUCGACUCCCUGUGCCUAACAGGUGUGUGUAGUAGCAGAUCAGACCCUUUAGUUUUAGUUUUAUCAGAAGAUCUAAAUCAUCACGGUCCUGGUAGAUCUUUCCACCAGGCUGGUUAUACAGUAGAUGCAUUAGUUGAAUGUGUAUGAGUGUUACGCCCAAAGGGUCUUUACUUUGAUGACCCGGUUGGUCAGGGACGGUUUAACCUUCAUUUAUUCAAAGCGAAAGGCAUGUCAGUACUAGAUUUUAGCUUUAGUUGAGUGAGUGUCACUCGCAUUUAGCAAACAAAACAUUACGGGGGUUUAUGUGAUUACGAAACAAUUUUGUGUUGUGCCAAUUAUUUCCAGUAUGUUGACGUGUCGCACUGUGUUGGUGUAACGGCCUUUUAGGACUUUAGCCGGGUUGCAUAUGUAUAUUUUGACUACAUAUGAGACAAUGUGUAUAAACAAUGGCAUUCUGAAACACUUGCAAUAGAUCUUGCUUUGAUUUUUGUUAUGAAACUUAGGCAAUAACGGUUGUACUCCAGUUAUGUUUGUUAUAUACUGGGCGGCGUGUUUGUGCAUCCACAUCUAAUCUAACAAAGAAACCGAAAGGAGAGUGCACUGUUAUCGGCAUACUCAACGCUGACAGAAAUGCUUGGCGUCGCAAGCUUGUACUACCUGCGUUUUAAGUUACUGUUGUCGUAAAACACCACUUUUCAAUGUUCGGGCCAUUAAAACAGAUGCUAUUCAGGUAACAAGCUUUUCAGACUGUUGCUCUGUGCUCAGUUUUUGCGAAUGCCUGCUGUAGCGCCCCUAGUGGCAAUGCUGAGAAUGCAACGCUCGUGUUAUGAAACACAUUUCGGCAUGCGGUGACUAGUAAAAUAAAGCUUGUGGUUAAAAGCGUUUUCAUUUCUGUGAUUGCAUAGAGGUCCUGUUUACUGACGUUUUUACACGUCUAAAGUGAGGUCCGCCCCAUGUGCAAGUUGUUUAUAAUCGUACAUCAAAGCCGCUAUAACCAACAUAACGUAAAUACAAUAUUGAUAUUACAAUCUUAACCUUUUUAAUUAUUUUGUUUUAAGUUAAAGAAAUAGUUCACCAAAAAAUGAAAACUUUGUCAUUGUUUACUCGCCCUCGUGUCGUUUGAUCCCCCAAUGUCUUUCUUUGUUCUUUCGAAAAAAGAAAUAAUGGACUAUAUUUUAGUUUUUCAUGCCCUCGGGACACUUAAACAUGAGUGAAGUUAUUUAUUUAAACAUUUUAGGUCCUUGUGAAGCUUGAAGAGCCAGAAAACCAAAAACAACACUUAAAAAAAAAUCUGCAUGUAGGUUCUGAAGGACAAAAAAAGAUAUUGGGCAUUUAAACGACAAUAAUAAUGUCAAAAAAAAAUCGUUUUUAGGUGAACUCCUUUAAAGGUGCAGUAUGUCUUUUUAGAAGGAUCUCUUGACAGAAAUACAAAAUUAUAUACAAAACUAUAUUAUCAGCGGUGUAAAAAGACCUUUCGUAAUGAACCGUUAUGUGUUUAUUACUUUAGAAUGAGAUGCUUUUAUCUACAUACACAGAGGGUCCCCUUACAUGGAAGUCCCAUUUUGGGCGGCCAUUUUUCUACAGAAGCCCUUAACGGACAAACUUUUUUACUAAGUUGUCUCCGACAAUGACAUGUUUGUCCGGUAGCGGCUACUGUCGCUUCUCUAUGUGUUUCAAAAGUGAGGGGUGAGCAGUGGACUGAGCUGUUGGUUGCAAUUCACAACCUCACCAUUAGAUGCCGCUAAAAUUUACACACUGCACCUUUAACAAUGAAUGAAUGAUGCUUAAUUGUUCUUGAAUUCAUCAAUACAUCUAGCUAUGUUUAACAAGUUUGUGAACCUCGAAUUAUUGUAAACCUUUUUGGAUAUGUAAAUUGUGUCACUUUCUGUGGUAAACAACACUUUUUACUCAGAAAUGAUUGCUGGGACAAAUCCUCUGGGGUCUAUACAGCAUACUAAACUCCUGUAAGCUUUGUUUUGCUGGCCCACAUGUUUAACCACUAAGUUAUCACCAACCUUUGUCUUAACCUUGACUGUCAUUUGUCUUCCUCAGUUUUAUCAUUUUAAAGGCCACAUCAUUAUAAUAACACAGUAUUAUGACAUUAUUACUCUUUGGUUUUAUGUUACAAUGAUACAACUGUAUUGCAAAAAUUGUGAGUGGAAAAAGCGAGCAAUAAGACUUAACCAAUGUAGUAUUGUUUUGUAAAUAGCUCUACUUUUUUGUGCUGAUGUAAGCUGUAUUAUAGUCACUAACAUGUAUCGAUCCACAGCCCAUGCCGCGGUCAAGGGUUGGUUUGAGUUUGAACUGGGUUUCUUUGGUGAGAAAGAAGAUCGCUCAGUAUGAUAGCUGGUUGUUUUUGUUAGGAGGUGACCUGCAUCUUUAACAGUAACUUUGCCCCUUUGAAAUGACUUCAGUGUAACUCGUAUUCACUUUCCAGCCUCCUUAGUAGUGAUUAUUAUUCUCUUUUUCCCUCAAACUACAAGGAGAUUACUACUAGUAUUACUAUUAACACUGCUGUUCAACUACCAUCGUUUCUUCUCUGAUCCUGAAGCAAGGCUUAGCAACUCUUGAAAGUUUUCGCUCUUUUUUUUUAAUAAGAAUAAUUUUUUUCUAUCUCUUCCCUUUUCCGUCCGCUUCUCACACGCUGUUUUUGAAACAAGCACAAGAUUUUUGUGACAUGCUAUGUGCUUAUGUAUGUUAAUAAAAGACUUUAAAAUC